AUGCUGCCCUCUUUCAGCUGCCUUGGAGCCAUGGAGAAUGGCACUGCUACCCAGAUGCCUAAGCAGAGCAUUGAUAUGCCAAGCAUGCCACCACCAGAGUCAUCUUCUCAUUAUGUGCCUGUCAAGCUUGAAGAGCAUGAACCUCCGGGUCUCAGUGUCAAGAAGUUCAUCAAGAAAGCCAGGGAGAAUUCUGGGUGCAACCGACAAAGUGUCCUUGCUGUCUUCAUUAAGCUGUUUCCUGUUGUAGAGUGGCUUCCCCGCUACAGUAUCAAGGAACAACUGCUUGGGGACAUCAUCUCCGGCAUGCUGGUUGGAAUAGUUGGCAUCCCUCAGUCCAUCUCCUACUCUCUCCUUGCAAGUCAGGAUCCCAUUUACGGACUCUACACAAACUUCUUCUCUGUCAUUAUCUACUUUGCCAUGGCUACCUCACGCCACAAUUGCAUUGGGACUUUUGGAGUCCUUUGCCUGAUGAUCGGGGAAUCAGUAAACCGACAACUGACGUUAGCAGGAUACCAGUUAGAGACUGACAUACCAGUGAAUGCCACGUUGAAUGGGACAGUUGUCUGUGACAAAAGUUGCUAUGCUAUCACUGUGGCAACUGCUUUAACCUUUUUGGUUGGGCUUUACCAGAUACUUCUAGGGGUCUUCCAACUGGGCUUCAUAUCUGUAUAUCUUUCGGAACCUCUCCUGAGUGGCUUUGUGACUGGAUCCUCCCUUACCAUCCUCACUUCCCAAAUGAGUCUUCUGCUGGGACUGAAAAUCCCUCGCCACGAUGGAGUGGGCUCUCUUAUCUUCACAUGGGUUGACAUAUUCAGAUACAUUGGCAACACCAACAUCUGUGACCUAGUCACCAGCCUGAUUGCUUUGGUCCUCAUUGUGCCAGUGAAGGAGAUCAACAACUACUUUAGAGACAAAAUGAAGGCUCCUUUCCCCAUGGAGCUUCUGGUGGUCAUUGCGGCAACCCUGCUUUCGUAUUUCUUCAACUUCAACAAGAGAUACAAAUCUAAAAUAUGUGGCUCCAUUCCCACUGGUUUCAAGCAACCUGCUGUACCGGAUCUGAGCCUUCUUUCAAACCUGGCAGUUGAUGCUCUGCCCAUUGCCAUCAUCGGCUUUGCCAUGACUAUCUCGCUGGCAGAAAUAUUUGGCAAGAAGCAUGGCUACCCAGUUCGGGCCAACCAAGAAAUGAUUGCCAUUGGCAUGGCGAACCUCGUACCAUCUUUCUUCUGCUGCUUUGUCUCUAGCGCAGCCUUGACAAAGACCCUGCUGAAGGAAUCCACCGGGUGCUGUACCCAGAUCUCAAGCCUGGUAUCUGCGUUUGUGCUGCUCCUGGUGUUGUUGUGGAUUGCCCCUCUCUUCUACUCACUGCAAACCUGCAUCCUGGGGGUGAUCACCAUCGUUAACCUCAGGGGGGCCUUGCGGAAAUUUGCCGACACCCCGAAGAUGUGGCGGAUCAGCAAGAUAGACACCGUGAUCUGGUGGGUCACCAUGCUGUCCUCAUUACUCAUCACUACAGAGCUGGGCCUCCUCAUAGGCGUCUGCUUCUCUCUCCUCUGCAUCAUCUUCCGCACCCAGAGGCCCCGAGCCACGCUCCUCGGCAAGGUGAACGACUCUGAAAUCUACGAGGACCAGUUCACUUACAAAGAGAUCAGCAGCAUUGCAAAUAUCAAGAUCUUCCGUUUCGACACCUCCCUUUACUACGCAAACAAGGACUAUUUCAAAAGUUCACUUUUCCAGAAAACAGGAGUGAAUCCUUCGCUGGUUGCUGCCCUGCGGCGAAAGGCUGAAGCAAAAGCAAACCUGGGCAAGAACGAAAGCUGCUUUUCUAUGAAGUUUAACUGCCUGAAGGGCACCAAGAGAGACGCUGCCAAGGUUUCGGUUUCAGAUGCUCCUGGCCCAGCCAUAGACAUGCACACUUUAAUCCUUGACUGUGGCGCCAUGCAGUUUGUAGACAGCGUGGGCCUCAGUGUGCUGAAGGAGACUCGCCAGGACUACAAGAAGAUUGGCAUCCAGGUCCUGCUGGCCAACUGCAACCCAUCUGUGCGGCAUCUACUCCAGGCAGGUGGUUGGCUUACUGGGAUGGAGGAUACGGAGCUGCUGUCCUUCCACAGUAUACAUGCUGCUGUGCAGUUUGCAGAGAAACAGCACCAAACUCAGCAGAUGGGCAGCAAAGUGACAGGGGAUGCUUUCCUUAGUCCUGAAGAAGACAAUGAUACCUCAAUAACACCCAGUCUGGAGGGGCAACUGUAGGCCUGGAUGGGGCAGAAUGUGCAAAGACUGGGAAAUGGUUUCAUACUUAUUUUUAUUGGUGCACAUGCCCAAUAGCUGUGAAUGACCUAAAAAGGACAUUGACAUUCAGUUUCUUGCAGCAGACCAAGAGGCUUUCAAGAGUACUGUUAAAACUCAGGAUGGUAGCAACAUUAUAAUGCUGUAGUUUUCUCAAAGGUUUCAGUCCCUCUUUAUUUACUAUUACUCAUUUCAACAAUUUAUAUACCACUUAACUUUGCAUGGCGAUGGCAUAAGGGUUUCCACUAGCAUAAUCAGGGACAACAAUUUUACUCCCUUUGGAUACUAUGUGGAUCUGAUGGAUCUAAAGAGUGAAAGAAGGAAACAUGUUUGAAAUGAUUUUCUGUUUCAGAUGUAGAGUUUUGUUUUAGGUUAUUUCCCUUUUCAUCCCUCCCAUUUUUGUUAGGUCUCAGUGUCUGGGCU
Molecule: messenger RNA, 2706 nt
Organism: Podarcis raffonei (Aeolian wall lizard)
Lineage: Eukaryota; Metazoa; Chordata; Lepidosauria; Squamata; Lacertidae
Product: sulfate transporter-like
Exons: 2
Coding region: 1-2247 (748 amino acids)
Biological process (GO): transmembrane transport
Cellular component (GO): membrane
Molecular function (GO): bicarbonate transmembrane transporter activity; chloride transmembrane transporter activity; sulfate transmembrane transporter activity
Source: RefSeq, a predicted model, not a curated record